Liolophura sinensis is the source of this 3174-nucleotide messenger RNA. Its product is annotated as sterol carrier protein 2-like. The coding region runs from base 57 to 1646 and encodes 529 amino acids. The record is from RefSeq and is a predicted model, not a curated record. Lineage: Eukaryota; Metazoa; Mollusca; Polyplacophora; Chitonida; Chitonidae. Gene Ontology annotation, molecular function: acyltransferase activity, transferring groups other than amino-acyl groups. The transcript has 18 exons.
UUGGAGCACUGCACGUUUGUCUUCUCGCCUCUCAAGACUGGUACUACACACGCAAAAUGAGACGGGUGUUUGUUGUCGGUGUUGGUAUGACUAAGUUUGAGAAACCUGGCCGUAGAGAUGAUUUUGAUUACCCUGAGAUGGCCAAAGAAGCAGGAGAGAAGGCUUUACAAGAUGCUGGUAUUCCAUACAGUGAAGUUGAACAAGCCUGUGUGGGUUAUGUGUAUGGGGACACUACUUGUGGACAAAGAGCGAUUUAUCAGCUAGGACUGACUGGGAUCCCUGUCUACAAUGUGAACAACGCCUGCUCUACAGGAUCCACCGCCCUCUACAUGGCUAAGCAGUUUAUACAAGGAGGUAUAUCUGACUGUGUACUGGCAUUGGGCUUUGAGAAGAUGGAAAGAGGCUCUCUAAAAAUGAAGUACUCUGACCGUACCAGUCCCAUGGACAAACAUGUGGAGGUCAUGUGCAACUGCUGUGGAAUGGACGCAUCGCCAAUCACUGCACAGUUGUUUGGGAAUGCUGGCAAGGAGUACAUGGAGAAGUAUGGUGUCAGUCCUGAUGUUCUUGCCAAAAUUGCUUGGAAAAAUCACAAACACUCUGUGAACAACCCCUACUCUCAGUUCCGUGAUGAGUACACAUUGGAACAAAUCAAAAGUUCCCCUGUAAUCUUUGACCCCCUGACCAAACUUCAGUGCUGCCCGACAUCGGAUGGCGCAGGGGCGGCUGUGUUAGUGAGCGAGGAGUUUGUAAAGAAGCACAACCUGGAGGAUCAAGCUGUGGAGAUACUGGCCAUGGAGAUGGCAACUGACCUGCCAACCACAUUCCAAAAUAGUCCGCUCAAACUGGUUGGCUUUGACAUGACAAAGAGAGCAGCCGAGAAGGCCUUCCAUAGUGCGGGUGUGAAUCCAGACAGCGUGGAUGUGGUAGAGCUUCAUGACUGUUUCUCAGCCAAUGAACUGUUGACCUAUGAUGCCCUGGGGUUGUGUUCACCCGGUGGAGCAGGUGACCUGGUGGAGACUGGGAACAACACGUAUGGAGGGAAAUAUGUGAUCAAUCCAAGUGGGGGCCUCAUAUCUAAAGGACAUCCUCUCGGAGCCACAGGUUUGGCUCAGUGUGCUGAGUUGUGCUGGCAGCUGAGAGGGCAGGCAAGCAAAAGACAGGUGAGGGGCGCUAAGCUAGCCCUGCAGCACAACAUCGGUCUUGGUGGUGCUGCUGUGGUAGCUAUCUACAGACACGGUUUCCCACAGAAACAAGGGACAUUACAGGCUGUGGCCACCAGCAAUGAGGAUGACUUCCAGGCGGCGGCUGUCUUCAGGGAGAUUAAGCAGGCCCUGGCCCAGGAUGGUCCCGCUCUGGUGAAAACGGUUAAGGGAACAUUCGCAUUCAAGUGUAAAAAGGGCAAUCAGGAAGCUGUGUGGUUCGUCGAUGUCAAGAAUGGAAGUGGAGCUGUCAAGUUCGGAGCUACAGACAAAGCCGAUUGCACGAUAACAAUGGCUGAUGAAGAUUUGGUGAAGCUGAUGACAGGCAAGAUGAACCCACAGCAGGCAUUUUUCCAGGGGAAACUGAAGAUAGCUGGCAAUAUGGGACUUGCCAUGAAACUCCGAGAGUUACAGUCAAAGACAAAAUCUGUGAAGUCCAAGCUCUGAUGCCUGUUCCAAUGUAUGCUGACAGCAUAAUCGUCCAGAGUGCUGUGUGAUUUUUUUGUAUGAUAUAAACAAAUUCAUAAGAGCAAAUGAGCAAAUGAAGAUAUGGGUGAUUAGUGGCUGUUGAAAUCUCAGGUGUCAAAUGAGUGUGAUUCUAUGAAAAAUCUUGUAUUUAGUCAAUUGCUACAAGAGGUAUUGUAAAUUUUUACCACUGUUUAAUAAAGUAUCGUGUCGUUUACAUUGACAUCACAGCAUUUUGGGGAUGAAUGAAGUACAUAUUACGAUCGUAGUGUUUACAGAAUAUUUUUAUGACAUUCUGUACAUUUAUAUCAUUAUUUUAUGUAUGUGGAUUGCUGAAAUGAGGAAUAUAUAACAAUUUAUUUAGUGCACCAGUUUUUCUAAAGUUAAAGUUAUGUCAGCCUUUUACAUAAAUGCAGUUCAAACCUUAAUACAGAGUUUUCCGAAGACUUCUUUCCAGGGUAGUCAAUGCUGAGUGUCUAAUAGAACAACCACGUGUAGGACUAUAAUGUGUACAUGCCUACACUUGUAGAUUUAAGGCUGCACAGCAACAGCUGAUUGGAUCAAUAAAUGGUAAAGUGCUAUCAUUGUACUGCAGGAUGUUAUAAUGUGUACAUGCCUACACUUGUAGAUUUAAGGCUGCUCAGCAACAGCUAAUUGGAUCAAUAAAUGGUAAAGUGCUAUCAUUGUACUGCAGGAUGUUAUAAUGUGUACAUGCCUACACUUGUAGAUUUGAGGCUGCACAGCAACAGCUGAUUGGAUCAAUAAAUGGUAAAGUGCUAUCAUUGUACUGCAGGAUGUUAUAAUGUGUACAUGCCUACACUUGUAGAUUUAAGGCUGCACAGCAAUAGCUAAUUGGAUCAAUAAAUCGUGUUGAAUCGUAUUAAAGUGCUAUCAUUGUACUGCAGAAUGUUAUUAGGAGGUAAUUUGUGAAGAGAAAGUUACAGGUAUUUGCUCACCCGUGACCUGAAUGGUCUUUAAUACUGUGUACAGAUUACAUGUAAGUCACGAAGUGUAAGCGAUGUUUUGCGAAAAGCUUUCUUUAAACAUCUGUUAUGGGACUAAGCUUCAGGAAUCGUUUUGACAAACGUGCCAUUUCAUUUGGGUAAUAGGAAGUAUGAUUUCUAAGUGAAACCUGCGUUGCUUGGCUUUGUUUUUAUAUCAUUUUGAUAUUAAAGAGAUUGUUUUUAGAAAAUGACAUAAAAUGAUGUUAUCGACUGGAGUAUGAUUGAAGGCAGACAAUUAUAACAUAAGGGCAUGUUUAAUUCAAGGGUGACAAACCGGGACUUUAAACUGGCGAUAAACUUUUACAUAUCUUCUACUCAUUUCAUAUAGUUAUAGUAAUCAGUAAUCAUAUAUCCAAACAUAAAGAAUUAAAUCUUUGUUUUGGUAAAUUUUAGUAAGAUGUUGAAUCAUCUAGCACUGUAAAGAUGUGAAAAAAGGUAGAAAUCUGUUUAAAUGAUGGAAGAGAACAUUUGAGAGCAAUACUAGCUGAAUAAAGCAAACAUAUUCU